AUGCGUGCCUCCACCGCCCUCGCUAUCCUCCCCUCCCUCGCCCUCGCGGCCCCCACCGCCGUCGAGAAGCGCCUCGACACCUGGGGCGGUGCCGUCUCGCUCGGCCCGACCAAGUCGACCAUUGUCAACGCCGUCACCACCCUCAUCCCCGGCCGCGCGCCGCCGAACCAGAACGGCCAGCUUUUCCUGUGGCCCGGCAUGAGCAACGGCACGGGCCACCUGGUGCAGACGACGCUGGAGGACUACGACGACAACUCGUGGUGCGGCGCCGCCGAGGGCCAGUGGUGCAUCCGCGCGUCGCUGUUCGGCAGCUUCGGGCAGCUGGACGGCGAGGCGGGCGUCGUCAGCGGCGACACCAAGGUGCGCAUCGAGUACAACUUGAUGGCGGAUGGGACGACGUGGGAGCAGAUCGUCACCGACGCCGACACUGGCAAGAACCUCACGUACUUCCAGUAUGACUCUGGCCCAUACAUGAGGGGCUACGGCACCGGCACUGAGUGCCAGAGCGACUGCACGGGCACCAUCGAGGAGCAGAAGUACCUCAACACCGUCAUCACGCUGGCCGGCGCCGACACCACCUUCGGCGACACUAUCGGCUCGUCGCAGGGCGCGACCUACUCGGAGCUGAAGCAGACCGAGGGCGGCAAGAUCUGGACCAUCGACACCAUCACCAUUCCUGCUAUGCAGUAA
Lasiodiplodia theobromae is the source of this 690-nucleotide messenger RNA. RefSeq lists its product as uncharacterized. The transcript is spliced from 3 exons. The coding region runs from base 1 to 690 and encodes 229 amino acids. The record is from RefSeq and is a predicted model, not a curated record. Lineage: Eukaryota; Fungi; Ascomycota; Dothideomycetes; Botryosphaeriales; Botryosphaeriaceae.